GGUCUUAAUAUUACACAUCAACUCAUUAGGGCACUCUUAGUCUCUAACGUUGGCUAUAUCCGACAUGUAGUUUGGGAAAACACGACACAUUUCUCCUGGAAAAAGUGUGAGAUAUUUUCCUGGUUUGCCGAGCGUCGUGUAAGGACAGAGGAUACGACUUCACGGAGUAACGCCGAGUGUUCAAGGUAGCAGCAAUGGCGAUUCUUGGUGUCCUGCCUCUCUGUGUUAUCUCGGUAGUGCUAGGCCGGGCUGUUGCACUUCCGGCCACAACGGAUGCCGCCGCAACUGUAGGAACAUCUAUCAGUGACGUCAAACCAACUCCCGAAAUCGCCUACAACUACACCGCUGAUGUCAAAGAUGCUUUUAGACUUGCUUUGGCGAAGUUGCAUAAUAAUUAUGGACAAACUGUUAAUCAUGACAUAACAGCAACAAUGAGAGCAGACUUCCAUACGCUGUGCCCAGUACCGAGAAGGGAACCUGAAACACAGGCGGAUUCCAAGAUGGCAUCACUUGGCCUUGACGCCAUUCAACAGUUAAGCAACAGCGUUGGAAUUUCGGCGGAGGAUAUUCUCAAAUCGGAGCAAUGGCGGGAUUCACUGGGAGCCGAGUUCCGGAAGUACUGUAAUGAAAGAGCGUCUCACCUUCACUGUGAAGCUAACUCCCCCUACCGGACGAUUGACGGUUCCUGUAACAAUAUAGGGCAUCCGGCCUGGGGCAUGACGGGAAUGCCCCAAAAGAGGUUCCUUGCGCCAGACUAUGAUGACGGUUUCAAUUCCCCUCGGUCACGUGGCCAGGAUGGCGCGCCCCUCCCCAACCCCAGAAACAUCAGUAACGAGCUCCAUCAGUCAAACGGGAACCAGACAUACGAGUCCAAACUGUCCGUGAUGCUGAUGACCUGGGGUCAGUUCAUCAAUCACGACAUUGUCGGGACUCCACUCAUUAAAGAUAGUCACGGCCGGUCACUAGAUUGCUGUGGUCUGGAUAAGACAAAUCGGGACUGUUUACCUGUGGAUAUCCCAAUGGACGACCCUUAUUACGACUCUUCCUGUAUGAACUUUGUCCGAACGGCUCCAGCCGCUGGACCAGAGUGCUCCAUAGGUGAGAGACGUCCAAUUAACAAAGUGACGUCAUACCUUGAUGGUUCUGCAAUUUACGGAUCAACAAAAGAAGAGGAAAGCCGUUUACGUCAAAUGGAACAUGGACUGCUUCGAGAGGGACACCAUGGUCUUCUCCCUCCUACCGGAAAUGAUAACUGUAUUCUACAGAAGAAAGGACAACAAUGCCAGCUGGCUGGGGAUGAACGUUCAAAUUUAGUGGCCUCCAUUGGUGCCUUACACACUCUGUUCAUGCGCGAACACAACCGAAUUGCGUUGCAUCUUCACGAAAUCAACCCGUCCUGGGAAGAUGAGCGACUCUACCAAGAAACGAGGAAAACCGUCGGCGCAAUUAUCCAACACAUCACCUAUCACGAGUACCUGCCACUGAUAAUCGGGAAACCUCUCAUCAACUUUUACAACUUGGACGAUACGGAAUUCGGACACGUCCAGGCGUACAAAGACUACGUUAAUGCCGGGGUUUCCUCUGGCUUUGCUGCUGCCGCUUUUAGAUUCGGACACUCUCAAAUUCCCAAAAAGCAAACGUACAUCGGACCAAAGUUUGAAAAGAAGAAGGGAGUAGUUCUUGAAAAGACAUUCCACAAGCCGUACUAUCUACAGAGGAGCAAGCAUUUUGGUUAUGAGGGGAUUCUCAGAUGGUUGAUCUCAGAUCCGACUCCUACGGUCGAUAGGUACCUUGAAGAUGGUGUCCGCGAUAGGCUUUUCUUGUUGCAAAACAUUAGCCUCGAUUUGGCUUCAAUCAACAUCCAAAGAGGACGUGAACAAGGAGUGCCGUCUUACAACGCAUGGCGGAAAUGGUGUGGACUGUCGGAAGUGACGACAUUCGAGGUCAAACGAAAUGGUGGUCUCGAAGAUCACGACGAAGAAACAGCUGCAGUAUUGCAAGAGUUGUACAGGAGUCCCAAUGAUAUUGACCUAUAUUCUGGUGGAGUAUCUGAGGUUCACGUCCGUGGUGGUAGUGUUGGACCUACAUUUGCAUGUAUAAUUGCGCGACAGUUCAGUGCAAUGAAGGUUGGGGACCGCUAUUGGUACGAAAACAACGACACCACCACCGGGUUUACCACAGGCCAGCUGGAUUCCAUUAAGACGAUAGAGUUAUCAAAGCUUAUAUGUGAAAAUAUGGACAUCCCGGAUAUACAGCGAACUGCCUUCCUCACACCUAAAAUAAGUGGUGUACACACACGCCAUAUCCCGUGCUCCUUCCUGCCGGACUUAAAGUUCAAAGCAUGGCUCGACAAGACACCCAAGUGGUCUGAAAAACUAGCCCCGCAGCCAUCAGCGCAACCGACUGUUGAAUCAACCAUUGCGGCCGAAAAGCCGACUGCACCGUCAAAAACAGUAGAAACCCUUGCUGCCGAAAAGCCGACUGCACCGUCAAAAACAGUUAGUUCUGUUACCGGUGUAGAAACCCUUGCUGCCGAAAAGCCGACUGCAUCGUCAAAAACAGUUAGUUCUGUUACCGAUGUAAAAACCCUUGCUGCCGAAAAGCCAACUGCAGCGUCAAAAACAGUUAGCUCUGUUACUGAUGUAAAAACAACAGCACAAAUUGUAGCGGAUAAAACGACAUCAGUUGCUGCCUAGAAUAGCCGAGUCGUGUCUCCAGUAUACUCCUUACUUGAUGUUUUGAUGGUAGAUACUUGGUAAUAAAAAUGUGAUGUUUUUAUUCUC
This is a messenger RNA of Mizuhopecten yessoensis (Yesso scallop), 2783 nucleotides long. Its product is annotated as chorion peroxidase-like. The coding region runs from base 195 to 2696 and encodes 833 amino acids. Gene Ontology annotation, molecular function: peroxidase activity; heme binding. The transcript is spliced from 15 exons. Gene Ontology annotation, biological process: response to oxidative stress. NCBI's taxonomy places the organism in Eukaryota, Metazoa, Mollusca, Bivalvia, Pectinida, Pectinidae. The record is from RefSeq and is a predicted model, not a curated record.